Molecule: messenger RNA, 1943 nt
Organism: Propithecus coquereli (Coquerel's sifaka)
Lineage: Eukaryota; Metazoa; Chordata; Mammalia; Primates; Indriidae
Gene: DDX56
Product: DEAD (Asp-Glu-Ala-Asp) box helicase 56
Exons: 14
Coding region: 104-1747 (547 amino acids)
Cellular component (GO): nucleolus
Molecular function (GO): RNA helicase activity; ATP binding; nucleic acid binding
Source: RefSeq, a predicted model, not a curated record
AGUGAGGGCUCCUCCGAAGCUGAUUGGCUGUUACUUUGACCCGCCCCCGUGCCGUACGCGUUCUUCCUGUCGCGCGUGCGCGCUGUCACUGCGGAGCAGCAGCAUGGCGGACCUAGAAGCGCUGGGAUUUGAACACAUGGGCCUUGACCCCCGGCUCCUGCAGGCUGUUACUGACCUGGGAUGGUCGCGACCUACGCUGAUCCAGGAAAAGGCCAUUCCGCUGGCCCUGGAGGGGAAGGACCUCCUGGCUCGGGCCCGCACGGGCUCCGGGAAGACGGCCGCUUAUGCUAUUCCGAUGCUACAGCUGCUGCUACACAGAAAGGCGAUAGGUCCUGUGGUAGAACAGGCUGUGAGAGGCCUUGUCCUUGUUCCUACCAAGGAGCUGGCACGGCAGGCCCAGUCCAUGAUUCAGCAGCUGGCUACCUAUUGUGCUCGAGAUGUCCGGGUGGCCAAUGUCUCAGCUGCUGAAGACUCAGCCUCUCAGAGAGCUGUGCUGAUGGAGAAGCCAGAUGUGGUGGUGGGGACGCCAUCCCGCAUAUUAAGCCAUUUGCAACAAGAUAACUUGAAACUGCGUGACUCUCUGGAGCUGCUGGUGGUGGAUGAAGCAGAUCUUCUUUUUUCCUUUGGCUUUGAGGAAGAAUUCAAAAGUCUUCUCUGUCACUUGCCCCGGAUUUACCAGGCUUUUCUCAUGUCAGCUACUUUUAACGAGGAUGUGCAAGCACUGAAGGAGCUGGUACUACAUAACCCAGUUACCCUCAAGUUGCAGGAGUCCCAGCUGCCUGGGCCAGACCAGUUACAGCAGUUUCAGGUGGUCUGUGAGACCGAGGAAGACAAAUUCCUGUUGCUGUAUGCGCUGCUCAAACUGUCAUUGAUUCGGGGCAAGUCCCUGCUGUUUGUCAACACUCUGGAGCGGAGUUACCGUCUACGGCUAUUCUUGGAACAGUUCAGCAUCCCCACCUGUGUGCUCAAUGGAGAACUCCCACUGCGCUCCAGGUGCCACAUCAUUUCGCAGUUCAACCAAGGCUUCUAUGACUCUGUUAUAGCAACUGAUGCUGAAGUCCUGGGGCCUCCCGUCAAGGGCAAGCGUUGGGGCCGAGGGCCCAAAGGGGACAAGGCCUCUGAUCCGGAAGCAGGUGUGGCGCGGGGUAUAGACUUCCACCAUGUGUCUGCUGUACUCAACUUUGAUCUUCCCCCCACCCCUGAGGCCUACAUCCAUCGAGCUGGCAGGACGGCACGCGCUAACAACCCAGGCAUAGUCUUGACUUUCGUGUUGCCUACGGAGCAGUCCCACUUGGACAAGAUUGAGGAGCUUCUCAGUGGAGAGAAUGGGGCCCCCGUCCUGCUCCCCUACCAGUUCCGGAUGGAGGAGAUUGAGGGCUUCCGCUAUCGCUGCAGGGAUGCCAUGCGCUCGGUGACUAAACAGGCCAUUCGGGAGGCGAGAUUGAAGGAGAUCAAGGAGGAGCUCCUGCACUCUGAGAAGCUCAAGACGUACUUUGAAGACAACCCCAGGGACCUCCAGCUGCUGCGGCAUGACCUACCCUUGCAUCCUGCGGUGGUGAAGCCCCACCUGGGCCACGUCCCUGACUACCUGGUUCCUUCUGCUCUUCGUGGCCUCGUACGCCCUCACAAGAAGCGGAAAAAGCCAUCUUCCUCCUGUAGGAAGGCCAAGAAGACGAAGGCCCAGAACCCACUGCGCAGCUUCAAGCACAAAGGAAAGAAAUUGAGACCUGCAGCGAAGCCCUCUUGAGGUUGUCUGGGCUUCUCCGGGACUGAGCACAGUGCGGGCUUCCCAGGCUGCGUGGAUAGGCGCGGCUCCGGUGCGCGAAGCAAUUCCUGGACAGACUGAAUUCUGGGGCAGGCAGUGCUGGGCCCUCCAGCUCCUUGGCACUGCCAGGCUGACAUCUUGCUCCUUAACAACAGAAUAAAGGUUCUAGCUGCCCCAA